Schistocerca piceifrons (Central American locust) is the source of this 3438-nucleotide messenger RNA. RefSeq lists its product as uncharacterized. Lineage: Eukaryota; Metazoa; Arthropoda; Insecta; Orthoptera; Acrididae. The coding region runs from base 1 to 3438 and encodes 1145 amino acids. Gene Ontology annotation, molecular function: tRNA binding; S-adenosylmethionine-dependent methyltransferase activity. Gene Ontology annotation, biological process: tRNA wobble uridine modification. The transcript is spliced from 19 exons. Gene Ontology annotation, cellular component: nucleus; cytoplasm. The record is from RefSeq and is a predicted model, not a curated record.
AUGGGGGAAGAAUUUUAUCAGCUCAUAGUGCUGAUGUGCGACAACCUGUCGCUGCCGUUCCGGGACGAGAGCUUCGACGCGGUGCUGUCGGUGGCCGUGGUGCACCACUUCGCCACCACGGAGCGCCGCGUGGGGGCGCUGCGAGAGCUGGCGCGCGUGCUGCGCAUCGGCGGCCGCCUCAUCAUCUCCGUCUGGGCCAUGGAGCAGCGCCACCGCAAGUUCGAGUCCCAGGACGUGCUGGUGCCGUGGCACCGGCCGCAGCAGCUGAGCACGCCCUCGCUGGAGCUGACGUCGACGACGACGACGACGACGUCCGAGGAGGAGGAGGGUCCGCCGCCCUACCACGCCUACACUCAGACCUCGGACAGCGACUCCUGCCGAUCGCACAGGGAGGACUCGAACCCUCGGCGGCGCGGCAGGACUCGGCACAAGGGGCGCUCCAUCGACCCCGCGGCGCCCAGCUCCUCGCCCAGCUCCUCUAGCCUCUCCAGCCCCAACGAGACCUGCUACAGCUUCGUCCGCAGGGCGCUACAGAAGCUGGCAGGCGGCAAGCGCAGCGGCUCGAGCAGCCGGCCCUGGUUCCUGGACUCGUGGAGUUCGUGCACCAAAGAGUCGCCGGCGGGCACGGGCCAGCGGUGCUGUGAGGAGUGUGGGCAGCCGGACUGCGCGGGGGCGAACAACGACGCCGCGGAGGACAUCCAGGACCUGCCCAUCGAGCUGCGGCGCCUGGAGGAGGAUGGCAGCGUGGCGCCCCAGCGGCGGCAGACGCUGGCCUGCGCGCGCCGCCCCCACCUCGCGGCCUCCGGAGCCCUCGCCCACCUGCCGCCGCCCCCGCAGCUCAACUACAAGUCCAAGAGCCUCAGCGACAUCCUCACCGUGGGGCAGCGCGGCAUCGUCAGGUCGCGGUCGAGCGUGCCCAGCCUGGCGGCGGGCGACUGCGCGCUGUCGCUGUCGCUGCCCGCGGGCGGCGGGCGGGCCUCCCUGGCCAAGCCGCGUCUCGUCAAGCAGAAGCAGUCGCUGUGCGACGACGAGGCGCGCGAGGAGGCCGAGGAGGGCGAGGACCCCAGCGACCUGCGCGACCUCGUCAAGGCGCUGCCCGAGUUCAAGGUGUCGGCGGGCGGGGUGCGGCGCUGCGGGAACGUGUUCAAGCAGAGCUCGAUGAACGAGGAGCUGAUGAUGUCGACGGAGCGGCUGCGCGAGAAGGAACGCGUGCGGCAGAACAUCCAGAAGCAGGCGUCGCUCAACGAGGAGCUCAUCUACCGUCGCCACCGCACGCUCGACUCGCUGCGUGACACCUUCUUCUCCACGUCCACCGCCAAGCGCUUCCAGCUGCUCAAGAACGGGCUCACCAGCAAGAUCAAGAGCUCCACCACCGGCAUCGAGAAGGUGGCCGGGUCGUCCUUCAAGAACGGCUUCGUGCGGAUCCUGCAAGGCUGGAAGGGCGGCGAAGCGCGGCAGCAGCAGCCACCGCCCUCCCCCACGCCCGCCUCCGGCUCCUCCUUCGACGCGCUGUCGCCUCGCACGCCGCCCCCGGACUCGAAGAAGAUGGGCGGCGUGAACAACAGCAACUGCUGCGAGGCUUCCAGCCGGCCGGGCGAGCGGCGGCACUCCAGGGAGGACGGCUCCGACUCGUCCAAAGACUCCAGCCUGCAGAGCGACACCAGCGUCGACUCGGAGGACAGCUUCGCGUCCGUCAUCUACGUGCCCAAGUCUGACCAGCAGCAGCAGCCGGCCGAAGCUGACGCCGAAGCGGAGGCGGAACUCAAGAAGCAGCGCCUGCGGCAGGUGCAGGAGAUGCUCCGAACGCGAAUCACGCCUCUGGCGUCGCGAUCAUCAGGCGGGGGCUCGUCGAGGCCCAUGUUCCCGCUGGUGCGGCGAUCGUCGACGGCGGGCACUGGGGCCAGGCCGGAGCCGCUGGCGCGCCCGCUGCCUCGCCUACUCUCGCUGGAGCUCUUCAACCCAGAGACGGACGACAUGGACAGCGACUCCAGCGGCGUCUCCUCCCCGGACUCCGUGAGCUCCGUCAUCAGCGUCCUCACCGAGGAACCCGCCCAGCCGGCAGACGAUGCAGCAGGGGCGGUGCGCAGCAGCGCUGACAGUGCGCCCGCCACCUCCGAGGUGCAUCCCCACCCCCGCACACCGUCGCCGCCCCCGCCGGCGCCCACGCUCCAGCCACCGCCAGCCCCGCCGCCUACGCUCCCCGCAGAGGACGAGCUGGCGGCCCCCGUGGCGGCCGCAGUCGCCUCCCCGUCGUCGCUGAGCCUGCUGGAGGCUGCGGCGGACGUGGCUAGCUCGCUGGAAGACGCGGUCGACGCCGUCAUCCAGUCGAGCCCGCGCGCGCGCCGCCGCAAGCUCGACGACCCUCUGGCGCUGAUCCACGGCUGGGGCGGCGCCGGCGCCGGCGGCAGCGGGGGCGGCAGCAGCGCCACCGGCAGCCGCCGCGUCAGCCCCCGACGCGAGGCGCCUUCCGCCCCCGCCGCCACCGGCUGGCCGGCGGAGGGCGGCGACGAGAGCUGCCGGCAGCACCUGGCGGACUUUGCGGAGAAGCUGAGCGAGAAGCUGCUCGAGGAGAUCGACCAGUACCGCGCCGAACGCAGCCGACCCGCGUCUCCACCCCCGCCUCUACCCCCGCGUCCGGGCUCUCCGCCCCCACCGCCGCCCCCGGUGGAGGCGUUCCUGCCCCCUGGCGCGGCCGCCUACAGGGACGACCCCUACCUGUCGCGGCUCAGUGAGGAGCUGCACGACCUCAGCCGGCUCAGCGAAGAGUUACACGAGCGCAACUCCUUCAUCGCCAGCCUCAACGAGAGCUCCGACAGGAGGAUCCUCGAAGAUCUGAAGAACUUCAGCUGGGAGGCGAGCAGGCGGCACCGCUCCGCGACACUCGCGGGCACCCCGGAGGCCGACGGGCGGCGAGAGGGCGCCGCGCCGGAACCGGAGACCCGGCGCCGUGACGGCGGGCCCGUCUCCGAGGACGUGGCGCUCGAGUCCUACUCGAGACAGACGAGCGCCGACCUGACGGACGAGCUGGAGGACGAGGAGGAGGAAUUGCGCUCCGGCCUCUCUCUCGAGUCGAGCAGCGACGCGAGUGACGGGCUGCCCACGGCGAGCACCGCGUCGCUCAGUGACGGCAGCGGGGGCAGAGGGCGUGUCGGGGGGGCGUCUUCGUCCGAGGAGGCGCUGCCGCCCCCGCCGCCCCCGGAAGACCUCCCGAAGACGGAGUCGUGCGCUUCGUCGCUGAGCGGCUCGACGUCGCAGGAGUCGCUGCCGUCGGACGGCGGGGGCGCCAUCACCUUCCACCGCUACUACCACGUGUUCCGCGAGGGCGAGCUGGACCAGCUCAUUGAGCGAUACGUCGAAAACUUGCACAUCAUCUCGUCCUAUUACGACCACGCCAACUGGUGUGUAGUGGCGGAGAAGGUCCAGGUGUGGACUAUCUGA